AUGCCUCUGGACAUAUCAGAGAAGCUGAAGGUGAAGCUUACCUGGUGGCUGAUAGGGGUGACUGCCCUGGGCUGGGCCACGUCCCCCCAUUUCCGCUGUGCCAACAUGCUCAUGGUGCCCAAGUUCCUGGGCAAGGAGGGUCGGCUCUACGUUCUCUCCUUUGUCUUCGCUGCCAUCUACAACGGACCUGGGGCCAACCUCUGGUAUAACCUGAUGGAGACGAAGCGCUCGAUGGAGUGCGUGGUGGAGCUACAGGUCAACCACACGGGACUCCUGUGGCACGCAUCUACAGCCCCCCUGCGCCAAGUCAUGGAGGAGCUGGUGAAGAGUGCGGACACGCUCAACGCCGAGACACACAACAUCUCCGAAGCCUUCAUGGAGCUGAACGAGCAGGUGGUCAGUGAUGAUGGCUAUGACCUGAAGCAACACCCAGAGAUGGAAAAAGAGUCCAGUACCCAGGAGCUCUACGAGACAAAGACCAAACUUCGCUGUGAAACUGUGAUCCAGAGGGGCCUGCUGCGCUGCACAACCCACUUCCAGAACAUGUACAAGAAAUGCAUGAAACGAGUGAAGUUGCCCCUCUUCAACCACCUCGUCUGCCUGCCCAUGCAGUUUGGGUUCUUCUGCCACAUGGUCAAAUUCAUGAGCCACUGGUGUAAGAAGAAGAUCCCCGUGGAUGGCAACUUCGGGCACAUGUACGACCGGGUGAACGGCUCCGUCAACAGCCUCAGCCAGGAGUUCAGCGCCAGCAUUGCCUACAAGGAGGAGCACCAGGAGAUGCUGGUGGGCACCGAGGUAGCGGCGCAGAUGCGGGAGGAACUGACCUCGCAGCUGCGGCAGGAAGGCGCCCGCCUGGGCCUGGCUGUCUCCUUCUUCCGCCUGCUGCUGUCCUUCACCUUCCUCUUCGUCUUCAUCUCGGCUUUCAACUACACCAAUCAGUACUGUCGCAAAAUCGGCUUUGACAACUGCUACAUCACCACCUAUUUCCGUCAAAUCGACGCCCGGCGCAGAGAGCAGAACAAACAGACGUUGCUGCCCCUGCUCAAGGAGGAGGUCCCGUCUUUCGUCUUCCCGUGCAAGCUGGCCGUGCAGCGGCCUGAGCGGCGGCACAUGGUGAUGGAGCUGCUCAGGUGCAUCCCACUCCUGCUCUUCCUCCUCUUUGUCUGUGGCCUGGACCACUUCAUCUUCACCGUUCUCAGCGUCAUCCAGCAUCAUUCCUUCAUCGAGUAUUCCUACCAAGCCAGCCACCACUUGUCUGUGAACGUGAUGGGCACAUCCCUGAUGGCAGAGCUGCUGCGGGGCACCAUCGGGGCCCUCAACACCUCCUUCGAGUCCGAAAUGGAGACCUCCAACCUGGUUUGCCUGCCACGGCCCACGGAGAUGACAAGGCAGCAGUACCUGAGCACCUGCCUGCCCCUGGGCCUGCUGGCCCUGCUCUGCGUGGCCCAGGUGUACCCGUUCCGCCUGCGCCGCGCCAUCGCCGCCUUCUACUUCCCCAAGAGGGAGAAGGCUCGAGUGCUGUUCCUGUACAACAAACUCCUGCGCCAGAGGAAGCAUUUCCUGCACCUGCAGCGCGGCCGCGUAGCCCGGCAAGCCCGGCUGCCUCCCGAGCUGGGGACGGUGCUGCUGCGGUGGUGCCGCCGGCGCUGGCCCUGGCUGCGCCGCUGCCUGCGCCAGAAAUGCACCUUGUGUGGGACCCCCGAGACCCCCCAGCACCAGCCCUGCCCCAACCCCGACUGCUUUGCCCUGUACUGCGAGUCCUGCUGGAGGCUGAUGGGGGUCACCUGCAUCGCCUGUGGGCCUGCAGACCCUGACCUCGUCCAGGAGAGCAGCGAGGAUGAGGAGGAGCAGGGAUAUGCGGGGUGA
Messenger RNA from Melospiza georgiana, 1866 nucleotides. RefSeq names its product DC-STAMP domain containing 1 (gene DCST1). Bases 1 to 1866 code for a protein of 621 amino acids. Gene Ontology annotation, cellular component: membrane. The transcript is spliced from 15 exons. The record is from RefSeq and is a predicted model, not a curated record. Lineage: Eukaryota; Metazoa; Chordata; Aves; Passeriformes; Passerellidae.